Helianthus annuus (common sunflower) is the source of this 1072-nucleotide messenger RNA. Its product is annotated as epoxide hydrolase 4. The transcript has 4 exons. Lineage: Eukaryota; Viridiplantae; Streptophyta; Magnoliopsida; Asterales; Asteraceae. The coding region runs from base 26 to 946 and encodes 306 amino acids. The record is from RefSeq and is a predicted model, not a curated record.
CCAAAGAUUCAAAACACAUAACCUAAUGGGUAAUACAAUUGUCUUGCUAACACCUCUCCUUCAUGGACUCGUGAAGCUAGCCGGUUUAACCCCACAAACCAUAGAAAUAGAGCCCGGAACCUUGAUGAACAUUUGGGUUCCUAAAGAAACGGUCACCAAAAAUGACCAACAUAUUCCACCCACCAAACCUGCAGUACUACUCCUCCACUCUUUCGCCAUGGACGGUAUUUUCACAUGGUUCCUACAAGUUUUCGCGUUGACCCGUGAAUACGCUGUCUACGUGCCUGACUUCUUGUUCUUCGGUGGCUCGAUCACCGAUAGAAAUGAGAGAUCAGCCAGUUUUCAAGCCGAGUUUGUGGCUAAGGGGUUGGGGAAAUUAAAAGUGGAGAAGGUGACAUUGGUGGGACUAAGUUAUGGAGGGAUGGUUGGGUUCAAGAUGGCGAAGAUGUACCCCAAGUUGGUCAAGUCUAUGGUGAUGUCCGGAACUGUAGUAGAGUUGACCGAAUCCAUUAGCCUUGAGUCAUAUAAGAGCCUUGGUUUAACGAGCUGGUCCGACCUUUUAAUGCCCAAAACGGUAGAGGGGUUGAAAAUGAUGUUUUCCAUUGGCUUUCAUAAGGUCCCUUGGCUUCCAGAUUUCAUUUAUCGAGAUAUUCUUGAGACGAUGUUUAGUAACAGGAAGGAAAGAAAUGAGUUAUUAGAGGCUUUGGUAGUUGCCGACGAAGAUGCAACCUCAUAUACCAGCUACCCACAGGAGAUACACAUGGUGUGGGGAGAUGAUGAUAAGAUCUUCGAUCUUGACCUUGCGAUGACCAUGAAAACGCGAUUGGGCGACAAAGCAUCAUUAGAGUGGAUAAAGGAUGCAGGGCACCUAGUACCAUUAGAGCAACCCUUCAAAUAUAAUAAACGUCUUAAAUGUAUUCUUGAAAGUGUGACGAAGGAUCAAUGACUUGUUGGUUAAAUACUUAAUUGAAAAUCCGCAAGGAGUGGCUUUUCGGGCAAGCACAUAUUUGUAUUUGAAUAAAACCAAACCAAACCAAACCAAACCAAACCAGAAAUGUUUGGUAUUUGUUAA